UCGGUUCGGUUUGUGGGACUAGUAUAGAAUCAGGUGCGUUGCAGUAUAUUUGGAGACGCCAGAGGUUUUUCGCUCUUUCAUUAGGGCAUAAGCCCACUGAGUUCAGCCUCAUCAGACCAGGUCACAUCAUCACACUCAGUCUCUCUCUCAUCAUUUGCACCAGCAUGUCUAAAAAAAACGAAGAACCAGCGGAGGGCAAGGAGCCCGAGAGCAACUGGAAAGACGUGAUCUAUAAUCCAAGAACUGGAGAAUUCUUUGGACGGACUGCAAACAAUUGGGGUCUCAUCCUCCUGUUUUACUUGGUCUUCUAUGGCUUCUUGGUUGCCAUGUUUAUCUUCACUAUGUGGGUGAUGCUUCAGACACUGAAUGACGACACACCAAAGUAUCGAGAUCGGGUUGCAUCCCCAGGGUUGGCUAUCAGACCAAACUCUUUGAAUAUAGUUUUUAACAGAUCAGAACCUCUUCAAUAUGACCAGUAUGUCCAGCAUCUAGAAUCGUUUCUGCAUCGGUAUAAUGACUCCGAACAAGCCAAAAAUGACUUGUGUAUGGCGGGUCAGUACUCUGAGCAGGAUGAGGAACCUCAGAAGAAGGUGUGUCAGUUCAGGAGGAGUUUACUCCAGCGUUGCUCUGGGAUGGAGGACACCACCUAUGGCUAUGCUAAAGGACAGCCAUGUGUUAUUGUCAAGAUGAAUAGGAUCAUUGGUCUUAAGCCAGCUGGAGAUCCAUACAUCAACUGCACAUCAAAGGGUGAGAAACCUCUCCAGAUGCAGUAUUUUCCCCAUGAGGGAACUAUUGAUAGGAUGUACUUUCCCUACUAUGGGAAAAAAACACAUGAAGGCUAUGUUCAGCCUCUGGUUGCUGUAAAGCUGUUGCUUAAGAAGGAAGACUACAACUCUGAACUGAUUGUAGAGUGCAAGGUAGAGGGCUCCAACCUCAAGAACAACGACGAGCGUGACAAGUUUCUCGGUCGAGUCACCUUUCAGGUCCUGGUGACCGAAUAAAACAUCUGCUGGUGUGGACGCUAACAUGCUCUACUUUUCUUCCUGUUGUCCCUGUUCUCCUUUUAAGCCCUCCUCUGUAUGUCCUGCUGGUCCUCAGCAGGUCUCAAGGUCCUAAUUGAACUCUCCACAGACAGGCAUGACUGAUUGAUUAUUGUUAAUGAUUCCCACUCACCAUGUCUUCACAGGAUCCCCGUUUAGUCUUCUGUCUAGAAGGCAUGAGUGUCACUGAGCAAUUGUAGUUUAACUGUUGGCCUCGCAUUCCCUAGAUGUUUUGAAUUCUUUAACCAAUUACAUUGAACCCUUAAAGGGAUUUUGUUUACAUUGUGAUUUAUGAGACGGGUUAGUCGCUAUCUUAAUCCUUAGUUGGUGUUUUUGUGUUUGUGUUGCUCUGUGUGAAUAUAUUUAAUGAUCAUCUUGUCAUAUUGCUAUAAGAUUUAUGUUAAAAAAGUGGAAUUAUUUGACCGUUUUAAGAUAUGAAAUACGUAAAGAGACAAAUUUGUUACUUAAAUGCUUUUCAUAACCUCUGCAUGGAUCCUUGUUCAUGCAGAUGCCUUAAGAGCCAUUUAACAUCUUGGUACAGAUGCUAUUUUGACAAAUAAAAAGAAAACAAGUAAA
Molecule: messenger RNA, 1616 nt
Organism: Carassius carassius (crucian carp)
Lineage: Eukaryota; Metazoa; Chordata; Actinopteri; Cypriniformes; Cyprinidae
Product: sodium/potassium-transporting ATPase subunit beta-3-like
Exons: 7
Coding region: 165-1001 (278 amino acids)
Biological process (GO): intracellular potassium ion homeostasis; intracellular sodium ion homeostasis; potassium ion import across plasma membrane
Cellular component (GO): sodium:potassium-exchanging ATPase complex
Molecular function (GO): ATPase activator activity
Source: RefSeq, a predicted model, not a curated record